AUGGCUUCUGGGAAGGUCCCAACUUCCUCUGCCACCCUUACCUGUCUGUGUGGUGCAAUCUCUUUACCCGGCAGCUACCUCAAAGAGUCCCACUUUCCAAUCGAAUCUGAGAUCUGCCAUUGCAAUCCAUGUCGCUACUCCUACGGCAGCCUCAUACCAACCUUCUUCGAAAUCAAGAACCCACCACCAGCACCCGCCCUAGCCAAACUCCGGAAAUACCAAUUUACAGAUGUCUGUGCCCGCUAUUUCUGCGCGACCUGCGGAACCCACUGCUUCGUCGACCACCCGCACAAGGACAAUGAGUGGUUCUGCCUCACCGGCAUAGUCGAGCUCCCUCCAUCAAUCCCCAAUAAACCACCCAAUCUCGUCACGAUCAACAGCCACCAAUACCUGGCCGACACUCUCGACGGCGGCAUGGCUCCCCUCUUCCUCGACCCCCAACCCAACUCCAUCAAACCCCCAACCAUCUUCGCAGCGGCCUCUCGCGACCCCGACAGCGCACGCGACCCCACCGACGUCGUCACUAUGGCCCAAUUAUCCCUCUCACACCCCUCCCCUCAAGCCUCCCACCUCAACGCAAAGUGUCACUGCAAAGGAGUAAACCUCUCCAUCGCCCGCGCAGACUACACCACCAACCCGCACAACGUCCAUCCGGACAAACAGCCCACCAACAAGGCCAUCCGCGACAAAUACGCCGCAUGGUUCUGCGCCUGCCGCUCCUGCCGCCUCUCUACCGGGUCGUCCAUCACUGGACACAUGUACGUGCCUCCCGCGGCAAUCACCGACGCCACCACGGGCGAUUCUGUAGUGUUAGGGCUGCCAGCACUCAACGACUCCAAAGUAAACCAGUCUGCGGGGCUGAAGACGCUGACGCACUACCGCAGCACCGAGUCUGUCGUGCGAAGCUUCUGUGGGAACUGUGGCGCGUAUGUAUUCUACUGCUCUGUCAACCAGGACAAGGAUGGGAAGGCCGGGGAUGGACACGGUGUGAUCGACAUUGCGGCAGGACUGUUGCGGGCGGAGAGUGGGAGUAUGGCGCGGGAGUGGGUGUAUUGGGAGGAUUGGGUGAGUCAUGCGAAUGAGGCCGUUGAUCAGAAGCUGGUGGAGGUGGUGAAGGAAGGAGGGUGGAAGAGCGUUGGGCUGGCGCAAUGA
Cyphellophora attinorum is the source of this 1152-nucleotide messenger RNA. RefSeq lists its product as uncharacterized. Bases 1 to 1152 code for a protein of 383 amino acids. Gene Ontology annotation, molecular function: carbon-sulfur lyase activity. The transcript has a single exon. Lineage: Eukaryota; Fungi; Ascomycota; Eurotiomycetes; Chaetothyriales; Cyphellophoraceae. The record is from RefSeq and is a predicted model, not a curated record.